AUGGAGGGUCUGGUCUUUGUGUGCUUUGUGCUCAGGGGUGGGCCCGCUUUCGGCUCUGGACUCCUCUGGCUCCUCCUGUCCAAGGUGUUCUCCAUCGCCGUGUUUGGGCCCAUUGUCAACGAGGGCUACGUGAACGCCGACAGCGGCCCGGAGCUCCGCUGUGUCUUCAACGGGAACGCGGGGCUCUGGUCCUUCCUGUGGUUCGUGGGCUUCUGCUUCCUCACCAACCAGUGGCAGCGCACGGCCCCCGGGCCCGGCACCGCGCAGGCGGGGGACGCCGCGCGCGCCGCCAUCGCCUUCAGCUUCUUCUCCAUCCUCAGCUGGGUGGCGCUGACCGUGAAGGCCCUGCAGCGGUUCCGCCUGGGCACCGACAUGUCGCUCUUCGCCACCGAUCAGCUGGGCGCCGGGGCGGCCCAGGCCUACCCUGGCUACCCGGUGGGCAGCGGUGUGGAGGGCACCGAGACCUACCAGAGCCCACCCUUCACCGAGACCCUGGAUACCAGCCCCAAAGGGUACCAGGUGCCUGCCUACUAGUGGUUGGCAGGCUGGGGCCAGGGCUGAACGGCCACCCCACCAUCGCGGGCCUCAAGGCCUCUGUCCGGUCCUCCCUGCCAGCGUCAGGGACAGAGAAAGUGGCCAUUGUGGGCUUCUGGGGCCUAAGACAGGGCAGCCUCCCCGAGGUGCCCGGGCCCUUCAAGUUCAGUCUGCCCCAGGCCUGAGGCCCUGAGCAGGACAGCUUGGCCUCCAGUGGACUGGCCCGGGAGAGGUCAGCCAUCCUGGGACUCGCUUGUCCACUCACGAGCAGAAGUCCGGCCGCACCCCUGUGGCUGGGCGCAGGGGCUGCCUGGGACUAGAAUGGGGACACUAACCCCACCCAGCAAUCGUUCCCUAUCAUGUGUCUGUGGGCUGUGGCUGUCCUUGAUCCUGUCAUGUGGUUCCUCCAUUUCUUCUUAAAGGUUUUCGAGAGCAGCUGGGCCUGUCAGUGUUGUGAUUGUGGUCAAAUCUCCAGGUCUCAUCUCCUAGUGCUCUGCAAGCUGCCUCUUUCUCCCUCCCUCUCUCCCUCCCUCUCUUUCUCUCUCUCUUUCUCGCUAGUGCCCAGGUGUGGGUAGUUCUGACCAGGAAGGCACAGACAGGCCUGAGCACCAGCCCUUCAGUAAGACCUUGCCCAGGGGAGGAGGGGGAACACGUGAGUACCGGAAGCCAAGCCCCAGAGGCCUCUCACAGGAGAGGCCUAGGCCCAUUCCAUCUAUCCAUGGUGCCCCUGGAGACCACCAUUCCUACAAACUGCUUUAUCUUGGCUUUGUGGACUAGUCCUUCCCUCCCUCCCCAGUACUGUUUUAAGGCCCAGCCCCUGGUGGGGGUCCUUGUAAGUAGUUGAAUACUCAUGCAUUGCUUGAAGCUGGCUUUUCACAUUAAGUCGAAAGCAAACACAUUGCCAUAUUUCAUUCUUGCAGACAAGAUGCCUCCCUCUGGAGUUGCAGUGGACUGACAGCCCUGUACAUUGUAGCAUAGGUCAAUAUGUGGAUGUUUAAGUGGACAUGUUUACAAUUUUUGUAUGUGUAGAUCUCCCCUCCCUCUUCUGAAAAAAACAAAUCUGUGAUUGUUUCUCCAGUGUCCUGU
Molecule: messenger RNA, 1620 nt
Organism: Dipodomys ordii (Ord's kangaroo rat)
Lineage: Eukaryota; Metazoa; Chordata; Mammalia; Rodentia; Heteromyidae
Gene: Syngr3
Product: synaptogyrin 3
Exons: 4
Coding region: 1-534 (177 amino acids)
Cellular component (GO): synaptic vesicle membrane; neuromuscular junction
Source: RefSeq, a predicted model, not a curated record